CACAACAUUUAAAAAUUAGUUGUGCUUUGGUUUUUUUAUUUUCAAUAUUACGCUUGUAAUGAAUAUUUUAGAUACUUCGAAAACUUUCAAAAUCAUCGAAAUUGUUUUAUCUUUAAUUUGUUUGACAUUGCAAAUGUUUUCCUGGGAAUUUUCUGAUAAGCAUGGCCUAAGGACUUUGGUAUGUGGAACAUUUCUGGGUUUCAUUUUAGUGGAGUUGGGCGAAAUAUUAGCGAUGUUUAUCCAUGGUUACAUUAAUAAAGUUCUUAGCGUGUUUUAUAGUUCUGCGGGAUGUGCCUUUUUCAUGAUAUGUGGUGUCCUUUUGAUUGAAAAUUGUUUAAACAGGCACUACAAAGGGCAAAAGUCGGUUCACCUAACAAAAGGAUUCUUUGCCAUUUGCAAUAGUGUUGUGUUUUUCUUGGACGGAUUUUAUAUUUCUCUGGAGAUGUUUAACUACAGUAAAUGAAUGCGCUGAACAUUCAAAUAUUUCGAUUAGUUUUAAUAAACUUAUUUUAAUUGUG
Molecule: messenger RNA, 518 nt
Organism: Hermetia illucens (black soldier fly)
Lineage: Eukaryota; Metazoa; Arthropoda; Insecta; Diptera; Stratiomyidae
Exons: 3
Coding region: 59-463 (134 amino acids)
Biological process (GO): septate junction assembly
Source: RefSeq, a predicted model, not a curated record